Durotheca rogersii is the source of this 2254-nucleotide messenger RNA. RefSeq names its product putative MFS drug efflux transporter. Gene Ontology annotation, molecular function: transmembrane transporter activity. Gene Ontology annotation, biological process: transmembrane transport. Lineage: Eukaryota; Fungi; Ascomycota; Sordariomycetes; Xylariales; Xylariaceae. The record is from RefSeq and is a predicted model, not a curated record. Bases 256 to 1947 code for a protein of 563 amino acids. The transcript has 13 exons.
CCGACUUUCAACUUGUAAGCUCGCGGGAAAACUUUUGAGAGACUACAUGUUAAAACUCAGCUCUAGAGAGCUGAUAGACGUGAUGGCACGGCAAGAGCAGCAAGGCAAACCACAAGUCGCUCCCCUUUCCUAAAGGCAGACAAGCACAUUCCACUCUGUGGUCAUCAGCUGCCAGAUAGUCUCCUUAGGCGUAGCGCAACUCAUUCGUCCUUGCCGUCACCGUCAUACACCAGAGUCUAGUUCUGACACCACAAGAUGGGUUCCAUCGAGAAGCCGGCAGCUUCCGGUGUCCAGUCCAUUUUCGACGGCCCGAAGGAAGAGAAGACCGAUGUGACCGCCAAUGAGCUAGAGAAGGAGUUGCAUUCCAGCGGGGAGGAGAGCUCCAAGGAGGAUGUCACAGAGCGGAAGAUCACCGGAUUCAAGUGGAUUUUGGUGGUGACAGCGAUUCUUUCCAGCCACAUGCUGUUCGCCCUCGAUAACACCAUUGUUGCGAAUAUUCAACCGGCUAUCAUCUCACAAUUCGAGCAGGCAGAGAAGGUCGCAUGGCUUUCUGUUGCUUUCCCGCUCUGUUCUUCUGCACUUGUCCUGCCAUGGUCCAAGUUCUACGCUACCUACAACGCAAAAUGGCUCUAUAUCGGAUGCGUUACUCUCUUUAUGGCCGGCUCCGCACUCUGUGGUGCUGCACCUAACAUGGACUCAGAGAUCGUUGGGCGAGCUUUGGCCGGUGCCGGAGGAAGUGGCAUGUACUUUGGUGUCUUGACAUUACUUAGCGUCAAUACCACCGUCUCGGAGCGUCCAUUCUACAUUGGACUUACGGCCGUGUCUUGGGGCAUUGGAACUGUGACGGGGCCAGCCAUCGGUGGUGCUUUCGCUGAAAGCAAUGCAACCUGGAGAUGGGCCUUCUAUAUCAACUUAGUCAUCGGUGGUCUCUUCGCUCCUGUCUACGUAUGGCUUCUGCCGGUGUUUGACCCGCUCCCUGGUCGCUCCUCCAGCGAGAGACGCAAGAACAUCGACUGGGUGGGCUGUGUCCUCUUUGUCGGUGCUCUCGCCUGUUUGAUCAUGGCUAUCAACUUCGGAGGUGUCGAGUGGCCCUGGAACGAUGGUCGCGAAAUUGCUCUCUUCGUUGUGUCCGGUGUUCUCUUCAUCGCAUUCGGAGUGCAGCAGUGCUUCUUCAUCCUGUGCACUGCGGAGAACAGGCUUUUCCCCGUGCAUUUCCUCAAGCGCCGUUCUCUCUUCCUGCUGUUUAUCCUGAAUACCUGUGCAAGCAGUGGGCUUUUCAUCUCGGUGUACUACAUUCCUCUUUUCUUCCAGUUCACCCAGGGAGAUACUGCCAUCUAUGCUUCGCUUCGCAUCCUACCCUUCGUUCUGGUCCUUAUCUUCGCUAUUAUACUCAACGGGCACAUGAUGACGGUAUUCGGCUGGUAUUUCCCCUGGUACUUGUUCGGCUCCGCGUGCGAGCUAGUCGCAGCCUCCCUAAUGUAUCUUGUCAAAGCGGAUACCUCCGCCAGCGCUAUUUACGGAUUCACGUCCCUCAUGGCUCUCGGCGUUGGUGUCUUCAACCAGGCCGGUUACAGCGUUGUCCAAGCCAAGGUGAAGCCGGAGGAGAUCCCGUGGGCUCUCGGUUUUAUGAUGGUUUCUCAAUUGGGCGGCAUCGUCUUGGCGCUUGGCAUGGCGGGAGCCAUAUUUGUUAACCAGGCGACCAGCGGUCUUUUGGCCCUGCUCCCAGAUUUGGAUGAACACCUCGUCAAGAAUGCCAUUGCCGGAACAAGCAGCAGCUUUUUCAACACGCUGUCGGAGGAGCGACAAGCCGCCGCCUUGAAUAUCAUCGUUCAAUCCAUCGGUAACGUGUAUAUAUUGUUAAUUGCCGCCGGUGCCAUCGGUGUAUUGCUCUCUGUCUUCCUCAAGAGAGAACGCUUGUUCAUGACAAUCGCCGCCGGUGGUGCGUGAGACGUCCCACUUGCAUAAUUGCCGCUGCGUUCAAGGGUCAUCAUGCCAGUGAGCCAACGAGUAUAGACUAGGGGUGCGAGUUUUAAUAGCAGGACUAGUGGCGAGUGCUGAGAAACGGCGAAUGGAGAAGUCUUGGGCGGGAAUUACUCCUGUGCAUAGUACCCAAGUAUUACCGUCACCAAGAGCUGUACACUAGUGGACCUAGCUGCCGCGAUUAAUGGGAAGUUAAUGGUGUUGGAAUAGAUAGGGAACGAUAGGCACAAUAACUGGUUUCUACACGGGGGAAUCUGUGUCGACAUAUUGAGAC